Messenger RNA from Exserohilum turcica Et28A, 1050 nucleotides. RefSeq lists its product as uncharacterized. The record is from RefSeq and is a predicted model, not a curated record. Gene Ontology annotation, cellular component: signal recognition particle, endoplasmic reticulum targeting. Gene Ontology annotation, biological process: SRP-dependent cotranslational protein targeting to membrane, signal sequence recognition; SRP-dependent cotranslational protein targeting to membrane. The transcript has 2 exons. Bases 101 to 835 code for a protein of 244 amino acids. NCBI's taxonomy places the organism in Eukaryota, Fungi, Ascomycota, Dothideomycetes, Pleosporales, Pleosporaceae. Gene Ontology annotation, molecular function: 7S RNA binding.
CGCCAAGCCCCGCCCCUCUAGCUUCCCCACGUCCGCCAGCCCACGACGUGAACCACGUCCACGACGCCUGGACGAGACAGCAGCAGCGAGCACCGACACGAUGAAUCCGUGCGUCGAAGAGGUCAGCGACUCGGACAGCGAGCCGGCCGAGAUGGACAUUGACGACGUGCCCGCUCUGAUCAACGCCAGCAACAUGCCCGCCGCCGCCAGCUCGUCCAUGCCCACGCAGAUGCUGCAGCCGCAGGGGCCCUCGAUCAAGACGACGACGGACCGCGAGCAGUCCAAGCACUACCAGUGUCUGUACCCCAUAUACUUUGACAUAUCGCGCACCAGGGCCGAGGGCCGCCGCGUGGGCAAGAGCCUUGCCGUCGAGAAUCCUCUGGCGCGCGAGAUGGCCGACGCCGCCGCCGACCUCGGCCUGCGCACCGUUUUUGAGCCCGACAAAACACAUCCCAAGGACUGGAGCAAUCCUGGAAGGGUGCGCGUCCUCCUCAAGCACGAGGGCAAGACGAUGAGCCAAUUGGUCAAGAACAAGCACCACCUCUAUAUCCUCAUGUCCCAGGCCCUCAAGGCGAACCCGACCCAGAAGAACACGCCCUUCCGGUUGCCCAUUGCAGGCCUGCCCAUGCCCAAGGAGAUGCCAGAGCCGGCGAUACCCAAGGGCUGGAAGCUGAACAAGAUCCUUCCCCUGCACUCCCCCGCCCUGACGGGAGGCGGCAUCAGCGAGAACUUCUUGCAGGACAUGAUGGCAGAAAUGGCCGGCGAGGCUGGCGGCAGCGGGGCAAGCAGCGGGGCAGAAACGAAAAAGAAGAUCAAGGACAAAAAGAAAAAAUGAUCACCCGCGCGCGGCAAUUGUCACCUAGACGCCAUGGCGUCCGUCGCCAGUCCCCCACAUCAGUGGACCGGCAACAGUUCUACGAGGCCACGCCGCCGCCAUGCAGCGUUGGUGCUGUCACACCCGACGACAGGUACCUCAGCCACACGUUUAGAACUCACAGCAUGCAUCGCCAAGGCCUUGCAUGGUGACAUCUGCGAUAUACCAGCAUCUUC